CGCGCCGAUUAGACCUCCAGUCCUCCUCCUUCGUCUGCCGGAGUCGGCUCUUCAGGGAGCGCGGGCAGGCGUAUCCGGGUAGAGGGCGCCCUUGAUUGGUCACCUGGCCUGAGUGCGUGGCGAGACCUUUUCCCGUCCUCCGGGAGAGAGGCGAGGCGAACGGGGAAAGCCGCAGCAACAGCCUCUGUGGUAAAGCAGGUAGAAGACGGAGCUGGGGGCGCUGUGGAAAGGAGGACUCUCGCGGAAAACGUCUGGCUGUAGAGCCCCGCGCCCAGACUUGUUUCUGAAAUGAAGAAACUUCUGCUGAUCGAUGCCGAUUGUGGAGUUGAUGAUGCUCAGGCUAUUAUGAUGGCUCUAGCAUCUCCUCGUGUUGAAGUCCUGGGAAUUACUUGCUGUUAUGGAAACACUCUGCUGGAAAACACCUGUAGAAAUGCACUCCGUGUGUUACGCAUUUGUAACAAGCUUCAGAUUCCAGUUUUUGCUGGUGCUUCUGCUCCCAUUCUUGGCGGGCCUCUGCUAGGGGCUUCCUUUCAUGGAAAAGAUGGCUUGGGUGAUGCUCCAGAUCCCAGUGCUCCAGGACAAGAACUUCUACAGAAAGAACAUGCUGUGAAUGCAAUAUUAAGAAUAGUCAAUGAGCGACCUGGUCAGGUUUCUCUAGUUGCAAUUGGUCCUUUGACAAAUUUGGCACUAGCUGUGAAAAUGGACCCAACGCUUCCUAAGAAACUUAGAAGCUUGUUUAUCAUGGGAGGAAAUACUGAAUCCAGAGGGAAUAUUACAAUUUGUGGAGAAUUCAAUUUUGUGACGGAUCCAGAAGCUGCUUACAUUGUCUUAAAUGACUACACCUGCCCAACUUACAUUGCAGCCUGGGAGUUCACAUGCUCCAGCCUCCUUCCCUGGGACUUCUACCAUGAAUGGGUUAAUCAGGAUACUGAGAAAGCCAAGUUCAUGAAGAAAAUAACUGCUCAUUCUUUACAAGUCUCAGAAUCUCACAAGGAAACUCCAGGCAAGAGAGAAUGGGCAUCGGGGUUUGUUUCUUGUGAUUCCUAUGCUAUGGCUGCUGCCAUUGAUGAGAACUUUAUCACAGAAGCUUCUGUGAUUGGCGUAAGUGUUGAGCUCAAUGGUUCGCUCACUAGAGGAAUGAUGGUGAUGGAUUGGACAGAUAAAUUGAAAAAGGAACACAAAGCCAUUGUCAUUAAAAAAUGUGAUCUAGGGAAGUUCCAGGAACUUAUGAUGGCCGCUUUAAAAUAAAAAUGGCCAUAUCCCAACUAUUAUCUGAUUUGACGGGCAACCUGAUUUUCACAUAUCCUAUGGCAGCCCUCAGCAUUCUGGAUAUUACUUCAGUGGUCCUGCCCUCAAAUUGCUCCUAGAGUUCCAAGAGAAAGACUCUUGUUUCUUUUGAAUGCUGGAAUAUCAUGCGGAUGGCAUAGUGUAGGAGCAAGGGGAGGAUAGGAUUCGGCUGUUAUCUUAGGUGAUGCCACUUUCACUAUACAAUUAGACGUAAUUUUCUUAUAUGUAAAACCUAUACAAAAUGCAUUUGUGAAAGGUCCAGUUUAGAUUUGCACCAUAGAGAAGGGAUCCUUGCACGCAUCUCCCACCCGCCGCCCACUUUAUCUAUGGUAAAGCAUCUUGGUAGCCAUUUAAUAACUUUUAAAGCAAAUUUUGUCUGGUAAACUUGAAAGAUUAAUUCACUGUAACCUGUCUCCAUUUGGCAAGAGUAUUGUGAUCUAGUAUACACAUAUUGGGGACAUUCCAGAGAAAAAUAAUGCAUAUCUUUUUCCCCCUUCAAUGGAUCAUAGUAUUAUUAGAGCCAGUAAUAUUUCUUUUAACUUAUAGGAAGGACAUACCAAUAAUUACAGCAAGCUGCUUUCAUAUGUGAUAAGUGCGGCCAGAUAUGUGCUGCAAAAUAUUGGAGUGUUGUCAGUCUCUCCAGUAGUCAAAUGAGAAAAUAAAUUACAUAAAUACAUAAAUAAUUUGAAACUGACAAAUUAUAGCAGAGUAAAAGAAGGAAUUUUGUAUAGAAUUGCAAUUAUUUUAUCAAUUAUUGGAAAAAUAAAACAUGUUUCUACAA
Messenger RNA from Hemicordylus capensis (graceful crag lizard), 2068 nucleotides. RefSeq names its product inosine-uridine preferring nucleoside hydrolase-like. Gene Ontology annotation, molecular function: hydrolase activity, hydrolyzing N-glycosyl compounds. Bases 289 to 1248 code for a protein of 319 amino acids. The transcript is spliced from 6 exons. The record is from RefSeq and is a predicted model, not a curated record. Lineage: Eukaryota; Metazoa; Chordata; Lepidosauria; Squamata; Cordylidae.